Molecule: messenger RNA, 480 nt
Organism: Phyllotreta striolata
Lineage: Eukaryota; Metazoa; Arthropoda; Insecta; Coleoptera; Chrysomelidae
Source: the annotation of a GenBank genome assembly
AUGACCGAAUCAGAUUCAAAAGUGGGUCGUUUGGAAGACGAAGCGUUUAAAAGAAAAGAGCGCCUGAAAAAUUUAAAAAGGAAGCGAGAAGGUAAUACUAAUACCGAUCGCGAAGGGAACGAUGCCACCGAAGGGAAGGUUGUUUUACCGAAACCGCAAUUUAGAAGCUACAAACCUUUGAACGAAAAGUUGGAGGAUUUAGCCUUAUCGCCGGCAGAACCUGGAAAUAUCGCUACAGAGGUGCAAUCGCAACUGGAAUCUGCCAAAUCUGCAGUGGUUAUUGAUCAAUUGGACGUGACCGCUUUAGCUCCGAGAAAACCAGAUUGGGACUUGAAAAGGGACGUUGCAAAAAAACUGGCCAAACUGGAGAAGCAGACCCAAAAGGCUAUCGCAGAGUUGAUUAGGGACAGGUUGAGGGAAUCCAACGAAACGGAAGAUUUAGCAGCAGUUGUAAAUGCUGGUGUGAAUAACGAAGUUUAA